AUUGCCGGAUGAAGACGAACGAUGCCAUUGCUUUAGUCCUACUGUGUUACGACGUCGAGUUUGUGUUACAGUUCCCGACGAAUGGCGGAGCCGGUCACCGACGACAAUGAUUAUGCCCUACAACGUCAACUUGCAGUUGUAGACGUUGUAACUCCUAUUUCACAUUCCAUUUCUAAUUCAGAUUCUUCUGCGAUCACUCCUUUCUCCUCACCGUUUUCUCUUCCUGACGGCUGGUUCGUCCACCCGGUCCCCCGCUCCGACGGCCUUCGCGUCGACAAGUAUUACAUUGAGUCAGAAACAGGGCGCAAAUUUCGAUCUAGAAGAGAGGUUAAGAGAUACUUGAAUGUUGAAGAAUAUAAAGCUACUAGAUCCAGACCUUUGAGACUUACCUACAGAAUUAAGAAUAAGUUGGAUCUGAAGAUGAUUACAUCUCAAGCAAAUUAUUACAAUGAUCCAAAUACUGAACGAAAGUUCCGAUCUUUAAAAGAUGUUGAGAGGAACCUUACAAAAGGAUCUACAUCUACUAAAUCAACCACCAAGAGGCUAAAAUACCAUGAAAAGCAUCUGCAGAGUUGCAGUAGUCGAAAGAAAACUGUCUCUAGAGGAAAGAUGCAGGAUUUUGAAGAGGAUAAAUAUAAUCGAUAUCAAUUAGUAAAUGUAACUCCCACAAGUUUUCAUUCCUCCUCCACUUUCACUCUCCCUGAUGGUUGGAUUGUAGAGGAAGUCCCCCGAAAAACUGGAGACCAUAUUGACAGGUAUUAUUAUGAGCCAGGGACUGGACAGAAGUUCAGAUCCUUGACAGCUGUCCAGAAGCACAUAGCAGAACUUGAAGAAAAUGCACCUUUAUCUGUAGUACUUGAAGAGCUUAGAGAAAAUAAUUUACCAAUUGCCAAGGCUUUUAAAUUAAGCAAUUCUAUAAAGAAUCAUGGUUCAUAUGAUUCAUGGAAGAAAAGUGUUUUGAAAAAGGAAGAAGGUUCAUCAUCAUUUACCACUAGUCCUCCAAGCAAGAUCAAUUGGGUUAUUGCUAGUAGUGGAGGGCAAAAUUGGAAUGCUUUUAUUGGUGAUAAUCCGAUUCCGGAUUCUCUCAAGCAAGAAUGGAAUGAGAGAUUCCUGUUGGCCAUUGGUAAUGGGAAUCACAAUCAACCGCUUUCAGCGUAGCAAAGGUAUUGGUGUAAAAUGGUUACAAGAUUGGGUCAUGGAAUCUGUUAGGAAAUGGAAUGGAAUUCAAAUUCUAUUCCGUUGUAUAUUUUUCCUUCGUUUGUAAAUCUUUCAAAUAAUUUAGGAGGUAAUAAUGACAGAUGUCGAUUUUUUAUUUUAUAAACGCAUGUUUGGAAAUAAAUUAGCUUCUAUUUAUUUUUUAUAUAUAUAAUAA
Molecule: messenger RNA, 1372 nt
Organism: Lactuca sativa (garden lettuce)
Lineage: Eukaryota; Viridiplantae; Streptophyta; Magnoliopsida; Asterales; Asteraceae
Product: methyl-CpG-binding domain-containing protein 7
Molecular function (GO): DNA binding
Source: RefSeq, a predicted model, not a curated record